Messenger RNA from Myodes glareolus (Bank vole), 3434 nucleotides. NCBI's taxonomy places the organism in Eukaryota, Metazoa, Chordata, Mammalia, Rodentia, Cricetidae. The record is from RefSeq and is a predicted model, not a curated record.
UGGGUAACGUACACUCACCCUCAGUCCCCCAAGAGCCCGCACCUACUGAGUGCUCAGGAAGUGUGUACUGGAUGUCUGAAUAAACGAAUGAAUGAAUGAAUGAAUGAUUCAGCGCACUGGGACAAGAGAGCGCAGGACGCAACCAGUGAGCCAGGGGGUCGGGGAGGCACGGCCCUCGGGGGCGUGUCUGUAGAGGAGGCUGCGGAGCUCCGGGCCCCGCGCAGGACGCGGAGGCCAGCAUGGAGAGCGAGCUGGAGCCGCUGACCCAGCACCCGGCGAGCCCGGCCGAGCUGCCUUUCCAGGCGCUGGUAGAGGCUGCGGGCGGCCGCGGGCAGGUGCUGCUGGUGGGCGAGCUGUGGGAGCGCGAGCAGAGCCGCGCGCUGCUGCGAGACUUCUCCCGCGCCGUGUUCCCUCCGGAGCCAGAGCCGGAGCCAGCGUCGGGCAAGUCGGGGAAACCCGGUAAGCCGGGCCACGACCCACUGCGAGAGAUGCUGCGGGAUGUGCGCGGCCGGCGACCGGAGGGCGCAGCGCUGGUCGGGGUCCUGGUGGCCGACGCCGGAGCAGAGGACGCGGUGGUGUCGGGACUGCAGCUGCUGGAGACGCUGUUGCGCUCGGUGUUCGGCAGCCAGGUCGGGGGUUCGGUGCAAGCUGCAGCCUUCCGUCCCGGCUCCCCGGCCUCCAGCCUGGAGGUCCAGGAGGCGGCCUGCAGGGCCCUGCAAGCUGCCGGACCAGGUCGACCAGCAGAAGUUGCCUGGGAAAGACCGGGCCUCCUUGGCCUACUGACUUGCUUUUCCUGGGGUCCUCGGAACCAGAGGAAGAGCCACAGAGAUGCCACCUCCUCCCAAGGCCCAGCUCAAGAACACCUCCAGGUCUUGGAGGAGGAGCUUGCACUGACAGCCAUGUGUCCCAAUGGAGACUGUGAAGACCGAGGGAGUGGAGCCAGAGCCCAGGAUGGAGUUGUCCGCAUGCCACCUGAGCCCUUGGAGGACACAAGAUGAAGGCCGGACCCCUGGACUGGCCCUAACCUGCACACUGGGGUCUGGACCUUCUCAGUGAGCUUCCAUGCCACAGUGUUGACCUCAGCAGCUGGUGACUGACUGACUACAGAGACCCCGCUUGCUUGGGGACCGCCGCUUUCACUGCUCCACACUUAGUGUUUCUUCACUCUGUGAGCAAGGUGAUCCUGUCUCUCUGUGCCUUCAUUUCUCGGAGCCAAGGAGACACUGUACCGCUUUGCAGACAUACCGCUCUGUCUGGGGCUUCUGUUUCCCAGGGGCCUGCCACCCCAGGAACUAGGGUGCACCUCCAGGCAACACUGGAAACUUGUGUGGGGACAGUUAGUGGGCAUCUCACAGCGUGUAGGACGGUUCAACCACAAAUAAUCUAUUUUCUCAGAAUACCAGUUGUGACAGUUUCGAGAGAUGGAAGAGCCAGUCCCUUCUCCCUGUCAUUUUGUGAAGAGAUCCCCUUGGCUCUCCUGGGUUCUUGCCCCCCCCCCCAACAAGCCAAAAUCAAGACCUGACUGUUGCCGGGAGGGGGCCUGUCAGGCCAGAGCCGAUAUGACCUGUGUGUUUCAGGACCAGGACCAAAAGCGCCUUGCAUGCUGUGAGAAAAGGAGGCCUCAGUCUUUCCGGUGUAGACACUGAUUACUGUGCCAAAUCCUCUGUGGAAAAGUUUUCUGGGAGCUGCCUAGAGCACCAAGGACAGGGAAAGCCAGGGUGUUGGGGCGUUCAGCUCCCGACUUUUAUUAGCACUCAGGUCCUACCUAGCCCAAGUAUUCUGGAAUCUUCCCUCUGAGGCUUUGAGUCACAGACGGUUCACGCAGGGGCAACUGGGGAUUGCCUCUUGAUCUUGCCUGCCCCUGGAGAAAUCAGUCUUUGGAAGGGAAAGGGCCCUACUGGUUUUCCCUGAUGUGAGAAAAGUGCUGUCAGAGGGAAGUGGAUAGACUUACAUAUUCAUCCUUGUGCCACUCUGCAGAUAGCCAACUGUGCUGUGUUUGGCGUAGCUCCCUGUGAGGAACUACGUACCUCUGAGUCAUCCUUUCAACUCUUUCUGUGACACCACCAAGGGAGGGUCCCCUCCUCCCUGCUCUGUGCCUCAGUUUCUUCUUGGUGAUCCACAGCCUAAUCCUGUUCCCUCUCAGUCUCAUGCAAAGAGCAUGAGGUGCAGAGGGAUUGGCAUCUUCCCGGUGUGAGGUGGAAGCAGACAUCAUUUUAACAAUGCAAGGUUGUCCCGUGGUCCAGCUAGCAUAUUUUAUUCAAGUGUGAGCUAGAGGCUGAGGUGUAGUUCAGUUAGUUGGGGAGAGUCUAGCGUGCUAGUUUGAUCCCCACAGCUAUAUGAAGUGGAAGAAGUACACAUGCCUGUAAUCCUGGUUCUUGGGAAGUAGAGAGAGGAGGAUCUGAAAUUCAAAUUCACCCUCAGUUACAAUAUGAACUGGAGGCCAGCCUGGGCUACAUGAAACCCUGUCUCAAAAAAAAAAAAAAAAGAGCAAUUUUGAAUUAUCAAUUUGACUUGUUUUGGGUUUAUUGGCUUUUUUUUUUUUUUGCUUGUUUGUUUUUGUUUUUCAAGACAGGAUUUCUCUGUGUUCUAGCUGUGCUGGAACUAGCUAUUGUAGACCAGGUUACCCUCAAAUUCCCAGAGAUUUCUGCCUCUCAUGAUGAGAUUAACGGUGUGUGCCACCGUAGCCCAGCUUGAUUUUGUUUUUAAACCGGAAGACUGGUGUAUCUGAAGCUGCUAUAUUUUUGUCACAAUGUUGACCUAUGCAAUCCUAUGUGAUCAUUCAGUUAAGUUCCAUUAUUUGAUCAAGAAAAGGGGCUUAAACUGGGAAUUUGUCUAAGACAGAAGUUACAGAGUUAAAUAUCUUUUGUAUUUGUUACCCAUGUUUGAAACUUAGGAAACAGGAACAUUUAAAUCAGCCGAGUUUCCUGGGUGAGGAAGGCUGUACCUUCCUCACCGUCCUUCACUUGGAGCCCCAUCCCUACUGUACCUCACCCACAGGGCCUUUUGAGUUCGUCGCCUCUGCUCUAAAGGGCGAUCCACACACCAUUCACAUUAGUUGUGGUUUGAGUUGCCUGUUGUCUUGUCACUGGUUGCAAAAGUCGUUGUACGGAGCCUGGGUUCUGUUUCCCAGCUGGUAAAACAGGUGCCACAACACAGCAUCCUGCUGUCUUAGUACUGUUUCCCAGCGGACAGCAAGACUUGGGUUUCACCAGGGAUGGCCUUGUGGGACCCUUUCAGAGGAAAGAAGGAAGGAAGGUUGGAGACCUGGAGGAAGCCAGGAGUCCCUGGGAGCCACGUGUGAGGAACUAACCACCAGCUCCACUGGGUCCUGGGGUUCUAACCUGGAAUGCGUUGGUAGUUUCCCUGCUUUUGACUUGAGUCCUGGCUCCUUAGAUCUAAUAAACCAGACAGUGCCUCACCGGUAUCGGAUAGAA